GGGAGGCUAAGGAGAGAGAUAGGGAGGCUAAGGAGAGAGAUAGGGAGGCUAAGGAGAGAGAUAGGGAGGCUAAGGAGAGAGAUAGGGAGGGAGGCUAAGGAGAGAGAUAGGGAGGCUAAGGAGAGAGAUAGGGAGGCUAAGGAGAGAGAUAGGGAGGCUAAGGAGAGAGAUAGGGAGGCUAAGGAGAGAGAUAGGGAGGCUAAGGAGAGAGAUAGGGAGGCUAAGGAGAGAGAUAGGGAGGCUAAGGAGAGAGAUAGGGAGGCUAAGGAGAGAGAUAGGGAGGCUAAGGAGAGAGAUAGGGAGGCUAAGGAGAGAGAUAGGGAGGCUAAGGAGAGAGAUAGGGAGGCUAAGGAGAGAGAUAGGGAGGCUAAGGAGAGAGAUAGGGAGGCUAAGGAGAGAGAUAGGGAGGCUAAGGAGAGAGAUAGGGAGGCUAAGGAGAGAGAUAGGGAGGCUAAGGAGAGAGAUAGGGAGGCUAAGGAGAGAGAUAGGGAGGCUAAGGAGAGAGAUAGGGAGGCUAAGGAGAGAGAUAGGGAGGCUAAGGAGAGAGAUAGGGAGGCUAAGGAGAGAGAUAGGGAGGCUAAGGAGAGAGAUAGGGAGGCUAAGGAGAGAGAUAGGGAGGCUAAGGAGAGAGAUAGGGAGGCUAAGGAGAGAGAUAGGGAGGCUAAGGAGAGAGAUAGGGAGGCUAAGGAGAGAGAUAGGGAGGCUAAGGAGAGAGAUAGGGAGGCUAAGGAGAGAGAUAGGGAGGCUAAGGAGAGAGAUAGGGAGGCUAAGGAGAGAGAUAGGGAGGCUAAGGAGAGAGAUAGGGAGGCUAAGGAGAGAGAUAGGGAGGCUAAGGAGAGAGAUAGGGAGGCUAAGGAGAGAGAUAGGGAGGCUAAGGAGAGAGAUAGGGAGGCUAAGGAGAGAGAUAGGGAGGCUAAGGAGAGAGAUAGGGAGGCUAAGGAGAGAGAUAGGGAGGCUAAGGAGAGAGAUAGGGAGGCUAAGGAGAGAGAUAGGGAGGCUAAGGAGAGAGAUAGGGAGGCUAAGGAGAGAGAUAGGGAGGCUAAGGAGAGAGAUAGGGAGGCUAAGGAGAGAGAUAGGGAGGCUAAGGAGAGAGAUAGGGAGGCUAAGGAGAGAGAUAGGGAGGCUAAGGAGAGAGAUAGGGAGGCUAAGGAGAGAGAUAGGGAGGCUAAGGAGAGAGAUAGGGAGGCUAAGGAGAGAGAUAGGGAGGCUAAGGAGAGAGAUAGGGAGGCUAAGGAGAGAGAUAGGGAGGCUAAGGAGAGAGAUAGGGAGGCUAAGGAGAGAGAUAGGGAGGCUAAGGAGAGAGAUAGGGAGGCUAAGGAGAGAGAUAGGGAGGCUAAGGAGAGAGAUAGGGAGGCUAAGGAGAGAGAUAGGGAGGCUAAGGAGAGAGAUAGGGAGGCUAAGGAGAGAGAUAGGGAGGCUAAGGAGAGAGAUAGGGAGGCUAAGGAGAGAGAUAGGGAGGCUAAGGAGAGAGAUAGGGAGGCUAAGGAGAGAGAUAGGGAGGCUAAGGAGAGAGAUAGGGAGGCUAAGGAGAGAGAUAGGGAGGCUAAGGAGAGAGAUAGGGAGGCUAAGGAGAGAGAUAGGGAGGCUAAGGAGAGAGAUAGGGAGGCUAAGGAGAGAGAUAGGGAGGCUAAGGAGAGAGAUAGGGAGGCUAAGGAGAGAGAUAGGGAGGCUAAGGAGAGAGAUAGGGAGGCUAAGGAGAGAGAUAGGGAGGCUAAGGAGAGAGAUAGGGAGGCUAAGGAGAGAGAUAGGGAGGCUAAGGAGAGAGAUAGGGAGGCUAAGGAGAGAGAUAGGGAGGCUAAGGAGAGAGAUAGGGAGGCUAAGGAGAGAGAUAGGGAGGCUAAGGAGAGAGAUAGGGAGGCUAAGGAGAGAGAUAGGGAGGCUAAGGAGAGAGAUAGGGAGGCUAAGGAGAGAGAUAGGGAGGCUAAGGAGAGAGAUAGGGAGGCUAAGGAGAGAGAUAGGGAGGCUAAGGAGAGAGAUAGGGAGGCUAAGGAGAGAGAUAGGGAGGCUAAGGAGAGAGAUAGGGAGGCUAAGGAGAGAGAUAGGGAGGCUAAGGAGAGAGAUAGGGAGGCUAAGGAGAGAGAUAGGGAGGCUAAGGAGAGAGAUAGGGAGGCUAAGGAGAGAGAUAGGGAGGCUAAGGAGAGAGAUAGGGAGGCUAAGGAGAGAGAUAGGGAGGCUAAGGAGAGAGAUAGGGAGGCUAAGGAGAGAGAUAGGGAGGCUAAGGAGAGAGAUAGGGAGGCUAAGGAGAGAGAUAGGGAGGCUAAGGAGAGAGAUAGGGAGGCUAAGGAGAGAGAUAGGGAGGCUAAGGAGAGAGAUAGGGAGGCUAAGGAGAGAGAUAGGGAGGCUAAGGAGAGAGAUAGGGAGGCUAAGGAGAGAGAUAGGGAGGCUAAGGAGAGAGAUAGGGAGGCUAAGGAGAGAGAUAGGGAGGCUAAGGAGAGAGAUAGGGAGGAGAUAAAUUCAAAAAUCGAAAAUAGGCAGAAAGAGGAUGACGAACUCAGA
Messenger RNA from Schistocerca serialis cubense, 2496 nucleotides. Its product is annotated as trichohyalin-like. The transcript is spliced from 3 exons. The record is from RefSeq and is a predicted model, not a curated record. NCBI's taxonomy places the organism in Eukaryota, Metazoa, Arthropoda, Insecta, Orthoptera, Acrididae. The annotation marks the transcript as partial.